Messenger RNA from Apis dorsata (giant honeybee), 1637 nucleotides. RefSeq lists its product as uncharacterized. The transcript is spliced from 6 exons. NCBI's taxonomy places the organism in Eukaryota, Metazoa, Arthropoda, Insecta, Hymenoptera, Apidae. Bases 348 to 1460 code for a protein of 370 amino acids. Gene Ontology annotation, biological process: sensory perception of smell; detection of chemical stimulus involved in sensory perception of smell. Gene Ontology annotation, molecular function: olfactory receptor activity; odorant binding. Gene Ontology annotation, cellular component: plasma membrane. The record is from RefSeq and is a predicted model, not a curated record.
AUUAUUAUUAUAUGCAAUGUUUUCCGUUUUAUGUGAAAAAAUAUUUCUUUUAUCUCUAUUAUUAUACUUCGAAGAAAAUUUUAAUUCUGUGCAUGAUGCAAUGAUUUCUCUUUGCACCUGUUUCAUACCAUAUGUUAUUGUAAUAUAUAAUGCAAUCGAUAAUUAUUGCCAUCUGGUUGACCAGUAGUAGGAAAAAUACAAAUUACUAACCAGCAUGUUAUUAGUUGAUACACUGAGUAUGCUUUAUUAAAUAUUCUAUACUUAAAUAAUACCCUUUAUGUAUCGCAUCAUUGCAUCAGUUAAAUUCUAUUUCAUUCAAUUCUUAAGACAAACAGUUUCUAGAAACCAUGUUGAAACAAGUAACUCCAGAAAAGAGUAUUUAUAUUAUUUGGCUUAGCGUGGCUUUGUCUUUUUGUUGGCCACUUCCUGCCACUAGUACCAGAAAACAAAUUAUGUGCAUAAAAAUUUUACAAAUUAGUGCCGUUAUUAGCGCAUUUAUGGUACUUUUACCUUUAAUUUAUACGAUUCACUUGAAUGUGCAUAAUCUAAUCAAUCUUUUCCAAUGUAUUUGCUUAUUGAUAUGUGCAUUUAAACAUAUUAUACAAACUGUCAUAUGUUUCAUAAAAUAUAACGCUUUACAACGUAUAGUCGAAGAAAUGAUGACAUGUGUUAAAGAAGAACAACUAUAUGAUAUUUUGUGCAUGUAUAUCAAAAAAUGUAAUAUUUUCUAUGGAGGAACUAUUGUAUUAAUAUAUGGAACCGCAACUGUUUUUGUAUUAGGACCUAUAUUUUUGCCAAUUUCUUUUCCAUGGGGAACAGAAUAUCCAUUUCAAGUUAAUUAUACCACAAUAAAUGUCAUUAUAUACGCACAUCAAUUUUUUUUUGCUUAUCAAUGUGCUGCGCAUACAUGCUUAAGCUUAUUUGGAGCACUUCUUCUUUGGUUUGCAACUGCAAGAUUUGAAUGUUUAAUUAAGGAAUUACAAAAAAUUACAAGUAUUGAUAUGCUAAUCAUUUGUCUUAAAAAAUUAUUAUUUUUAAGAAGAUACGCAGAAGAAGUUGUGAGUUGUAUUCGUUUUUUGGUAUUUUAUGCUAUAGCAAUAAGUACGUUUACUCUGACUUUAUCUGGUAUUAUAAUGAUCAUAAAUUGCCCAUUAUUUGUGAAAAUAGAAUUCAUAACUAUAUCUAUAUCUCUUCUUGUGCAAAUUUAUAUUUAUGCGUGGCCAGCUGAUCAUAUGCAAGAUAUGAGCAUAAAUGUUUUACGAAGUGCAUACAACUCAAUAUGGUAUGAACAAACAUUAGAUAUGCAAAAAACUUUGCUGACAAUGAUGAUAUAUCAAAAACCAGUAACUUUUUCCAUUAAUGUUUUAUUACCAGAGCUUACUUUACGUUAUUGUUGUUCGUAUAUAUCAAAUGCUCUUUCUAUUUUCACAGCUUUACGAGCUGUGAUAGAGAUUACAUGAAUAUAAAUCUAUUCUAAAUAAUUAUUAAUAUAUAAUGAAGUCUUCAUUAUAAUAGUCAUUAUUAGAAAAUAUGUAAUGAUAAUUAUGAUAAUCAUAAGCAAAUUCCAUAAUUGUUAAAAUUAUUAUGGAAUUUAUCAAUAUUCUUGUAUUAUAUUGAAAAUAAAUAUGCGUAUAUAA